UACGUUAUCGUCGAUCUGGAUACAGGUGGUUGACGUCGACGGAAUACGAGUAGUAUCGAAAAUUAAACCAUUGCAUUCGUAAGGUUCAGUUUUCUUGUGGUGGGUGGUUUUAUGGAAAAGUAUAUUGCAAGGAUAAUAAUAUAUUAAUAUACUUGAUUUUUUCUACUGAUUCUUUCUGCAACCAUGGCGUACUGUAGGGGAGUUUUGCAUCGCCAAGGGAGCAGAGCUGCUGCAUCUUUUUUGCAAGAAAUACAGAUACGAUGCUUCAAUGUGUCGCCUCUAUCCUCUGCUGCUGUGAAAACAGCUAUGAGCAAAUUUGAUAAAGAUCCUUUACCCUAUGAGAAACUUACAAAUAAUUUAGAAACAGUCAAAAAGAGGCUGAAUAGACCAUUAACUUUGUCUGAAAAAGUUUUAUAUUCCCACAUAGAUGACCCCAAGAGCCAGGAAAUUGAAAGGGGGGUAUCAUACCUACGUCUCAGACCCGAUAGGGUUGCUAUGCAAGAUGCCACCGCUCAAAUGGCUAUGCUGCAAUUCAUUUCGAGUGGCCUUCCCAAAGUGGCAGUACCUAGUACGAUACAUUGUGAUCAUUUGAUUGAAGCACAAAUAGGAGGGGAGAAAGAUCUUAAAAGGGCUAAAGACUUAAACCACGAAGUCUAUACCUUCUUGAGUUCAGCAGGAAAUAAAUAUGGCGUUGGCUUCUGGAAACCGGGAUCUGGUAUUAUCCAUCAAAUUAUUCUGGAAAAUUACGCUUUUCCUGGUCUUCUCAUGAUCGGUACCGACUCCCACACCCCUAAUGGAGGAGGUCUUGGGGGCCUUUGCAUCGGUGUAGGUGGAGCAGACGCUGUAGAUGUAAUGGCUAGUAUACCCUGGGAAUUGAAGUGCCCUAAGGUUAUUGGUGUGAAAUUGACAGGAAAGUUAUCUGGUUGGACUUCACCCAAAGAUAUAAUCCUCAAAGUUGCCGAUAUUUUGACGGUUAAAGGAGGUACUGGUGCUAUUGUCGAAUAUACAGGACCUGGUUGCGAGUCAAUUUCUUGUACUGGAAUGGCUACUAUCUGCAAUAUGGGCGCCGAAAUUGGGGCUACCACUUCAAUUUUCCCAUACAACAAGAGAAUGAGGGACUACCUGAAGGCCACAAAGAGAGAAGGAAUUGCUUCCGAAGCGGACAAGUUCGAAAAAGUUCUUCUAAAUCCAGAUGAAGGUUGCAAAUAUGACCACGUUAUCGAGAUCAAUUUGGACACCCUAGAGCCCCACGUCAAUGGACCGUUCACCCCAGAUCUGGCAAGUCCAAUCAGUAAACUGGGAGAAAACGCCAAGAAGAACGGAUGGCCAAUCGAAAUCAAAGACGGUUUGAUUGGUUCCUGCACGAACAGCUCUUACGAAGACAUGGGCAGGUGCGCUUCUAUCGUCAGAGAAGCCAUGAAGCACGGAGUCAAAUCCAAGAUUCCCUUUUACGUUACCCCCGGAUCCGAACAGAUCAGGGCAACGAUUGAAAGGGACGGUAUAGCUCAGACUCUUAGGGAGUUUGGAGGAACUGUUCUUGCUAACGCCUGCGGACCAUGCAUUGGUCAAUGGGACAGGACAGAUGUGAAGAAGGGCGAAAAGAAUACCAUUGUGACAUCCUACAACAGAAAUUUCACCGGUAGAAACGAUGCUAACCCUGCAACUCAUUGCUUCGUUACUUCCCCAGAAAUGGUAACCGCUCUUAGCAUUGUUGGAAGGUUGGACUUCAAUCCGUUGAAGGACGAACUGAAAGGGAAAGAUGGCAAAUCCUUCAAAUUGAGCGAUCCAUUCGCCGAUGAACUUCCAACAAAAGGAUUCGACCCAGGUCAAGAUACUUACGAAGCACCUCAGGCUGACGGAAGCAAAGUUAAGGUUAAUGUAGAUCCUAAGUCACAGCGUCUGCAACUUUUAGAACCUUUCGAUAAAUGGGAUGGUAAAGAUUUGGAAGAUAUGGUCGUUCUAAUCAAGGUUAAGGGAAAAUGUACGACAGAUCAUAUCUCAGCUGCUGGACCUUGGUUGAAAUACAGGGGGCAUUUGGACAACAUCUCUAACAACAUGUUCAUUGGAGCAACAAACGCAGAAAACGGUGAGAUGAAUAAGAUCAAGAACCAGUUGUCCGGUGAAUGGGGUGCAGUACCAGACGUGGCCCGCCACUACAAAUCGAAAGGUGUAAAAUGGGUAGCCGUUGGAGAUGAAAAUUACGGUGAGGGAAGUUCCAGGGAGCACGCGGCUUUGGAACCUAGACAUUUGGGUGGCCGAGCAAUCAUCACAAAAUCCUUCGCUCGUAUCCAUGAAACCAACCUGAAAAAACAAGGUCUCUUACCUUUGACUUUCAGUAAUCCCAGUGACUACGACAAGAUUCAACCAACGGAUAAAAUCAGCUUGAAAGGCCUGGCCAAUUUGGCUCCGGGAAAACCAGUGGAAUGCGAGGUUAAACACAAGGAUGGAUCGGUGGAUAAAAUUAUGCUGAAUCACAGUUUGAACGAACUCCAAAUUGGGUGGUUCAAGGCGGGAAGUGCUCUUAAUAGGAUGAAGGAACUUGCAGCUUAAAGUUUCAUUUAGGUUUUUAAAUUGUAAUUCUUUUAAUGGAUACCUUUUAAAUAGAGGGUUUUCUAUUUACAAAUCAAUUUUUAACAUUUAUAUGUAUCAUUUUAUGAUAAGAAUGUAAAAAUAAAUUUAAUCUAUGACAGUAUA
Coccinella septempunctata (seven-spotted ladybird) is the source of this 2694-nucleotide messenger RNA. RefSeq names its product probable aconitate hydratase, mitochondrial. The record is from RefSeq and is a predicted model, not a curated record. The coding region runs from base 184 to 2550 and encodes 788 amino acids. Gene Ontology annotation, cellular component: mitochondrion; cytosol. Gene Ontology annotation, biological process: tricarboxylic acid cycle. NCBI's taxonomy places the organism in Eukaryota, Metazoa, Arthropoda, Insecta, Coleoptera, Coccinellidae. Gene Ontology annotation, molecular function: aconitate hydratase activity; 4 iron, 4 sulfur cluster binding. The transcript is spliced from 10 exons.